UAAUUCCAUCAUAAUCGGUGUUCUGCUUUGUUGAGGUUCGUGGUCACGUGGAUCAUAUCGAAGGAUUCUUGGGGAUAUGGUAAAUGUACCACGACAAUGACAUCAAAAGGGCGCUGGAACGACGAGGAUGGACGAGAAGGAGAAAAUAUACCAAUGGCUGGCCGUGGCAGGCGGGAGGAAGAAGAGGAUGGGGGAAAGGUACACAUUGAGCGGAAGAAUCAAGAUGACAAUAAGUUGCAAGAAACUAUCGCAGCAGGCUUGGAAUUGGAGAAAAGAAAGCCAGCAGAUUACGUGGAUUCAGUGAAGAAGUUGACGAUUGGACUGAAUGAAAUAGAGAAAAAUCCACAGAUUGGCAGACAAGCAGAGGUGAAGGAGAGGAUGAAGACCAUAUUGGACGAGUAUAAACAAUCAUUUAAAUUCAAAGAAUUCAAAGACAAUAAUUCUCGCACGCCGUUGCACUGGGGAUGUAUUCUCGGAAACGAAUUCACGGUCUCGCUGUUCCUCGAUGAGGGAGCGGACCCAAACGGCCAGGACAAGUGGUUGAACACGCCGCUUCAUUACGCCACCUACUUUUGUCCGGGCGUCAUCCUGAUGUUGUUGGAGAGGGGGGCCAACAUUUGGAUUCCCAACGAGGAAUACGAAACCCCACUUCAGAGGAUUCCCCCAGACACACUGGAGAAGUAUUUGAACGGGUGUAUACAGGAAAAGGGCAGAGGUUAUGACUACAAUGCUGAACUGGAUUUCACCUUCCUGAUGCCGCCAGAGAAAGCAAAAAAAUCAAAGGACGUGGAACGGUCGAGAGACGAAGAGCCGGUGUUUGCCGAGACGACCGGUCUCUGGUGGAUGACUAAGAGCCCCAAGCAUCACAGGGUCCUCAAACAUCCAAUCAUCACUGCAUUCCUGGAUCUCAAGUGGCAAAAGAUCUCUAAAGUCUACAAACUGCACUGCUGCGCAUACAUGCUUCAUCUGGUCGUACUAUACGUCUUUCUCGACGCCGGAGCGUUCCCAAGCAUGCAGGAUGCACGAAAAUCUAUGACACGCGGGUCGAACAUGGAGUGCCCUUGUGACAAUAGUUUUGCUUCAUCUGGAGACGAUAAUGUCACAAAAGAAGUGUUCCUCGACCGUAAAACGUACUUCCCGUUCAUGUCCACGGGAUGGACUGUGAUGCGAUUCGUGGUGGUCUUUCUCAAUUCCUUCAUCUUGCUCCUAGAGAUCUUUCAGCUCCUCUUAAACCCCUUCAGGUACCUGAUGAACUUGAUGAACAUUCUAAAGGUGGCCAUGGUGGCAUCCACGUACGUCUUCCUCUUCGUUGACGACAUGGACUGGGGUUGCUGGAGUGGCGUACUCACCCUCUUUUUCUCCCUCUCUGAGGUGAUCCGUAUCGGGAGCCAGCUCCCUUUCUUUUCCAUCUACGUCCACACAUUCACCACCAUCGCUGCAAAAUUCCUCAUAUUGAUUUUUUGGUCUUGGUCGGUGUUGGUAAUCAUGUAUUCCUCCGUCUUUAUGUUUCUUUUUUAUACUGCGGACGAGUUCACUUCCUUCCUAUCAUCGCUGUCGAAGACCAUCGUAAUGCUGAUCGGGGAGUUUGGCUACGAGAACAUCCCCUUUGAAAGGUACUGGGGAUUGAGUCAUCUCACUUUCUUAACGUUCGUUGUCUUCGUGACGGUCAUAUUGAUGAAUGUGAUGGGUUUGGCCGUCGGCGAGACGCAGAACAUCAAGGAAAAAGCUGAAGCUCUGCAGUAUGUGUCUCAGGUGAAGCUCAUCUUCUACGUGGAGUCCAUUUUCCUCCAGGACCCGGAAUACAUCUUCCACGUGUUCAACAUCUGGACUUGCGCGAAGAAGUGGCGUAGGGAAUCCAUGCUGAAGCGACGAUCUCGUUUCCGAUUUCCUUCUCUUGUAAACAUUUUUCCGUGCUUUAACCCCAUCCUCAGAUUCUUGGCAAUGAAACUCAUGCUGCUUCAAGCGGACGACGGGUGGCAUCCGACGUUGCCGGUGCACCCAAUGAUGGACCUCGUCAAGGAGCUGGACAUCCCAGGAGAGAUAUCGUCAUCUCUCGGUUCUGCAAGCGAACAGACACGGACAACACGGAGGACCCAUGUGAUUCAAAUGGAUACUGAUGCGCCCAAAAGUAAUUCACGUGCAAGCAGACGGGAAUCGGAGUCACGGGAGACAUCUUUAAAGGCUCUCAGUCUGUGCCACCGGGAAGCGGAGAAUCUCAUCUGUUUUUUGAAUGAAGCACGCAAGCAAAACUACUAA
Darwinula stevensoni is the source of this 2256-nucleotide messenger RNA. The record is from the annotation of a GenBank genome assembly. NCBI's taxonomy places the organism in Eukaryota, Metazoa, Arthropoda, Ostracoda, Podocopida, Darwinulidae.